AUGUACUGCUUCAAGCUUAAGUUACUUUCAUCCUAAAAGUACAAUAUUUUUAUGUUAAAGGAUGAGAUUCAAUUAUAACAUGUAAUUAGUAAUUUAAUAUAUAGGAAAACGAAAUUGAAAUAAUAAAAUUUAACUCCUUCGAACCAAGAUUGAAAUGGGCAAAAUGCAAUAUCUCUCAAAUAGGAUAAUUUGAAUUAUUAGAUAAAUAGUAGAGUAUAAUCUACAAGAUAGAUCCUUCCGUGGGAAUAUUAUUUAAGGAAUUCUUAAAUGGAAAAGUGUGUUAUUAAGGAAUCGAUAAUCAAUUCAAAAUAGCAAAAAUCAUCUCCUAAGGAAAUUCUGGAAUUGUAUACUAUAUUACAAAUUUGUAGGUAGUAAAAAUGAGACAUUUAUAUAAUGAAGAACUAGUUACAGGCAAAAUUUAUAAAUAAGGCAGGCCAGAAUUUAUUGAAGUAUUCAAUUAAAUAUAAGUAGGAAUUUAGAAAUGAAGUAUAAGCCCUUUAACAUUUAAAACAUCAAAAUUUGCCAAAAAUUAGAGAAUAUUACGUUGAAGCGAAUCAUAAUUAUAUUAUUUAUGAUCUCUUAGAGGGAACUCCACUAGAUAUUUGCAUUAAGAAUAGGGUUUUAGAUGUUCAACAAAUUAUUUAAAUUAUGAAGGUAUAAUAAAGGAUAUCAUACAGGAACUGAUUCGUGUUGUAUAAUAUAUGCAAUUUGAAGGAUUCUCUCAUUAAAAUAUCAAAUUAGAAAAUAUUUAUUUUGAUUCUUUGAUGAAUUAGAUAACUGUUACUAACUUCGAAAAAUCUAUGUUAAGAAAUCAGAUUAUUACUUCUAAUGAUUCAUAUUUUUCAAAAACUACUAAGGAUGAAACAGAUCUCAAUACUUUUACUUGUCGAAAUUCUUGUCCAUAUAAAGAUAAUUUUGACUGUGGAUUAGUAUUUUUUUAAUUGUAAUUAUCUUUUUAGAAAUAGGAUAACACAAAAAAUAGAGGAUUGCAAAAAUAUUCGCUAUUCAGAUGAUUAUAAAAAAAUAAUGAAUUUGAUCACAGAAAUUCACAACCAAAAAAUUUCGACAUUCCUCCUUAAAUUAUUAUUAUAAAAUAAAGUAUCAGAUAAGCCAAACUUUUCUGAAAAUUUAAUAUAAGAAAUCGAUAAUCUAAACUUAGAAUUAUAUAAUUAUAGAAAUAAUUGA
Messenger RNA from Paramecium sonneborni, 1185 nucleotides. NCBI's taxonomy places the organism in Eukaryota, Ciliophora, Oligohymenophorea, Peniculida, Parameciidae. The record is from the annotation of a GenBank genome assembly.